AUGGCGGCGCCCACCGGGCGGAUGCUAUACGCAAAGCGCGGCCGUGCCCGGGUGCCGGAAGCUUCGGGUCACGUGCAUGGGGCAUCAACCAAUAGGAGCGCAGAUAACGGGCGGAAGCGAGCGGUGGUAACGCCUCUCGGGCUGUUGGCGGGAGAACGCGGCGGCAAGAGAUGGACCCGGAGCCGCCCCCCCAUGGCCCCCCCCGUCCCCAAGCGGCCCCGCGCGGAGCCCUCGGGCGCCCCCUCGCGGUUCGAGGCGGAGCUGGCGGCGCUGGCGCGGAGCGAGAACGAGGCCGAGGGGGCGGGGCUGGAGGAGGCCCCGCCCCCCAGCGACAGCCGGGACCCGGGCAGCCUGUUCGUGGGGGAGGUGAACCCCAAGUGGCGGCGCCCGCCCCUCCCCGAGACCCCCCCGGAGACCCUCUGCUUCCUGCAGCUCGACAUCGACCACUAUGUGGGGUCCCCAUUACCGGGGAUGCCGGGGGCCACCCAGGGCCCCGUCCCCAUCCUGCGCCUUUUUGGGGUCACCGAGGGGGGGAACAGCGUCUGCCUGCACCUGCACGGCUUCGCCCCCUACUUCUAUGUGCUGGCACCCACAGGAGUGGGGGUGCAGCACCUGCAGGAGCUGAGCCAGGAGCUGGACUCGGCGCUGCUGCGGGAGCUCCGGGGCAGCCGGGAGGGGCUGAGCCGGGCGGUGCUGGGGCUGGAGCUGUGCCACAAGCAAAGUCUCCUGGGGUACCAGGGGGCGCAGCUGAGCCCCUUUGUGAAGGUGACGCUGGCGCUGCCCCGCUUGGUGCCCCCCGCCCGGCGCCUCCUGGAGCAGGGCCUGCGCUGGGGGGGGCUCGGGGUGCACCCGGCGGCCCCCUUUGAGAGCAACGUGGACUUCGAGAUCAGGUUCAUGGUAGACUCCGGCCUCGUGGGCUGCUCCUGGGUGGAGGUGCCGGGGGGGCUGUUCCAGCUGCGGGGCUCCCCCCCCGCCGUGGCCCCCGUGUCCCGGUGCCAGCUGGAGGCCGACGCGGGCUGGGGGGGGCUCCGGUGCCACCCCCCCGAGGGGCCUUGGCUGGGGCUGCCCCCCCUGCGCCUGCUCAGCCUGGACAUAGAGUGUGAGGGGCGCAAGGGGGUGUUCCCGGAGGCGGAGCAGGACCCCGUGAUCCAGGUGGGGGUGGCGGUGCAGCGCCACGGGGAGCCCGAGCCCUUCCUGCGCCUGGUGCUGGUGCUGGGCUCCUGCGCCCCCAUCCCCGGGGCCACCGUGCUCAGCUUCCGGAGGGAGACGGACCUGCUCCAGUCCUGGGCUGAGCUCGUGCGGAUCCUGGACCCCGACAUCAUCACCGGUUACAACAUCCAGAACUUCGACCUCCCCUACCUGAUGCAGCGCGCCAAGGUGCUCCAGGUCCACUCCUUCCCAUACCUGGGCCGCAUCCGGAACCAGCGCUCGGAGCUGCGGGAGGCGACUUUCCAGUCCCGGCAACUGGGACGGAGGGAGGGGAAGAUACUGGGAGCGGAGGGGAGGGUGGUACUGGACAUGCUGCAGGUGCUGCUCCGCGAGCACAAGCUCCGCUCGUACACGCUCAACGCCGUCAGCGCCCACUUCCUGCAGGAGCAGAAGGAGGACGUGCCCCACGGCAUCAUCAGCGACCUGCACCGCGGCUCGGCGCAGUCCCGCCGCCGCCUGGCUCUCUACUGCCUCAAGGACUCGGUGCUGCCCCUGCGGCUGCUGCAGCGCCUCUCGGUGCUCGUGACCCAGGCCGAGGUGGCGCGGGUCACGGGGGUGGGGCUGGGCACCCUCCUGUGCCGCGGCCAGCAGGCCAAGGUGGUGGCCCAGCUCCUGCGGCAG
Messenger RNA from Neopsephotus bourkii (Bourke's parrot), 1830 nucleotides. RefSeq names its product DNA polymerase delta catalytic subunit-like. Lineage: Eukaryota; Metazoa; Chordata; Aves; Psittaciformes; Psittacidae. The annotation marks the transcript as partial. Gene Ontology annotation, cellular component: delta DNA polymerase complex. The transcript has 12 exons. Gene Ontology annotation, biological process: DNA replication proofreading; DNA-templated DNA replication; base-excision repair, gap-filling. The record is from RefSeq and is a predicted model, not a curated record. Gene Ontology annotation, molecular function: nucleotide binding; DNA-directed DNA polymerase activity; 3'-5'-DNA exonuclease activity.